AUGCGAUCGCGGUCAAACACAUCGUCCACGAAGAGUGCUCGACUCUCACGGUCACGGGGGUCGACGACUAGCAUUCACUCGGCCACGACGCAGUUUCACCCCGACGUCCAACAACAGCCACAGGAUGUCUAUGGAGCUUAUAUGCGCCCUCAAUAUGCCCCUUCCCAGGUGCCAUAUCACCCAAACCCAGAGGAGAUGAUACUCCGGUAUGGUGAACAGUUUGGCCAUGCCGGUUCGGCCAGGUUGGACGAUCCUGCUUUACAGGAGAACCACAAUAACGCAGUUAGAUCGCGUCCGGAUAUGCAGCUCCAGGAACACCUUAUGAGAAACAGAACUCUGAGUGCACAGCCAUCACAGCCGACACCGCCGCCGGGCCACAUUCCCGCCGAGUUUACAUCAAAUCACUUCCCCCACAUGUUCGACACGACUGAAAACCAUACACCCGACCGCAUGCUAGAAGAUAAUGAAGGGUCAGAGGUUGGUCCUCGGAAACGAAGAGGAACAUCAUCAUCUAUAGCCAAUGAUAACGAGCUACGGCGGUUACUUCGUCAGUAUGAUGGCUAUAGCUUGCAGGAUAUGGCCGCAGAGGUCAGAAAGAAUGAAGGUGCUGGCGGCAAGUCGGAGAAAGUAAAACAAGUGUUUGCUAUGAUCUGGCUACGUGAAAACUGUCUACGGGGAAACGGGUCCGUUCGUCGAGACCGUGUUUACUGUUGCUACGCUGAAAAGUGCGGAAAUGACCGUGUAUCUGUGCUGAAUCCCGCUUCCUUUGGGAAACUUGUUAGGAUAAUAUUUCCAAACGUGCAGACUCGUCGACUCGGAGUGCGUGGAGAGUCAAAGUACCAUUAUGUUGACCUGUCCCUUAUUGGUCAAGAUAUCAAACCCGAGUUUGAUGAUAAGACAGAUAAAGCGCAGAUACCCGGUUCCCAACUGGGAAUGGAUGGAUCUGCUCCCCAGCUAAAUUCCAGCUUUGCUCAUAACCCUCACCAACCGCAAAAGUCACCCAUUGAGACAUCAGAUACCACCUCGUCGGCCUCAAAUAUUUUACAUCAACAACAAUCGUCAGGCACGGGCCGUCAUUGUUCUUGUGCACACUCCGACAGCGUCUCGGAAAUGAAUCUAGGAGUCGACUCGAUGGCAGUCAAAACGCAGUUAAAGAUCCAACAUAUACUUCAUUUUGAGCCAACGGAUGGCACUCCAUCCACCGAAAGCGAUACCCUCUCAUUGCCAAAUAUACAUCAGUACCUUCCCGAUAACCCUGACCCUUCGGCUGCUGACGCUCUUGCAGCUCUAUAUCGCUCACAUUGCACCUCAGUGAUAGAUAGCUUCCGAUUCUGCAAGGAAAAGAAUCUCUUCCGCCACUUUUCUGCAUUCCAGGGCACCCUUACUGUUCCAGUGCACAAGCUCCUUGUUCAUCCAAAUGUUGCUCCAUGGGUAGAGGAAUGUGACUGGCUAAUGUAUCAGAAGAUGCUGGCCUUCGUCUCCCCCCUAACCACACAGGUUGUCCCAGACCCUGUCCUCAAGGCGUUUCGCUCAAUAUCAUGCAAACUUGUCACACACAUUGCCGAAACUCUCAAGUCGCAACCUGAUCACGUUUCUACGGCACGUAUCAUCCCUUGUCGUCUGUUUUGUCACCUGUUGAAACGUAUGCUUGACGUUAACCAGUCUGCAAACGCUGCCGCUGCAUGGCUAUGCCACCUGCAAAAUCGGAAUAAGAUGUGGGAAGAAUUUAGCAACUUUGUCGACCCAGCUGAAACAGUCAUCAAAGCCAACAUACCUCCUUGCUCUGUGAAGACAGCAAUUACCAUCUUGAAAGAGCACAUGAAGUCUCUAUUAUACCCCUUGGAUAAUUGUUCGCCUCCCCAGACAGACCCCCUAGACGGGGACUUGGCUGGGUUUUCCCUACCACCAACCAAUACGGAAGAAUACACAAACUUCCCUGAUCGGUGGAUUGCUUUUAUAUUACAGCUGCCUACCAUGUUCCCUGACCAUUCGGCAACUUGUAUGAUUGAAAAGGCUGAUGCGCUGUGGACAACCGUCCUUCAUCGUCUCACACUCGCUGGUGCCGAAAGCUUUAGCGCGUGGUGGAUGACAAAGGUUUUCUUCCUCGAGAUGAUGCAAUGGCAAGCUGAACGGGGUGGCUUCAUGGCCUCAUCCCCAAAGUCAUUGCGGGAACAUUCCACAAAUCUCUCAAACACUUCGACUGCUGCCGUUGCCGCGCAGCUUGCAAGCUUCACUCCCGCCAAUAACAUGUCCAGUCAGCAAACGGAGAACGAGCAAUCAACUCAAGAAGCCCCUUCCCCAAAUAUGAAUAACGACAUGUCGAAUAAUGCUUCCAAGACAAACAAGGCUGACGCUCCAAACCGACCAGCUGUUGAUACAAGUCUAGAAGCCAGCCAACUGAAUAAUGAUGAUAGUGCUAUCGCACUAGAAGACGAUUCAGUUCUUCUUGGGACUAGCAAAUAUACCGACAUGACCCUGUCUGACCCCGCAGAUGCAGAAGGAGAUGUCAUCGUCGUAUAG
Arthroderma uncinatum is the source of this 2520-nucleotide messenger RNA. Its product is annotated as RfxA. NCBI's taxonomy places the organism in Eukaryota, Fungi, Ascomycota, Eurotiomycetes, Onygenales, Arthrodermataceae. The transcript is spliced from 2 exons. Bases 1 to 2520 code for a protein of 839 amino acids. Gene Ontology annotation, biological process: regulation of transcription by RNA polymerase II. The record is from RefSeq and is a predicted model, not a curated record. Gene Ontology annotation, molecular function: DNA-binding transcription factor activity, RNA polymerase II-specific; RNA polymerase II cis-regulatory region sequence-specific DNA binding.